Esox lucius (northern pike) is the source of this 15214-nucleotide messenger RNA. RefSeq names its product lysine (K)-specific methyltransferase 2A (gene kmt2a). The coding region runs from base 21 to 12971 and encodes 4316 amino acids. Gene Ontology annotation, biological process: positive regulation of DNA-templated transcription. The record is from RefSeq and is a predicted model, not a curated record. NCBI's taxonomy places the organism in Eukaryota, Metazoa, Chordata, Actinopteri, Esociformes, Esocidae. The transcript is spliced from 34 exons. Gene Ontology annotation, molecular function: histone H3K4 methyltransferase activity; protein binding; zinc ion binding. Gene Ontology annotation, cellular component: nucleus; histone methyltransferase complex.
ACAGGCAGGCAGAGUGUAAAAUGGCGCACAGCUGUCGGUGGCGGUUCCCCGCUCGGCCCGGAGGGAGCAGCAACUUAGGUACCGGGAGGAGAGCGGGCCGAAUCCGGGUCACAGCCUCCAUCCGAAGUGGCACGGGGACACACCCGAACACGACUGGGCUCGGGCCCGGCUUUGAUGCUGCGUUACAGGUCUCCUCUGUUAUCGGUUGCAACCUGCAGACAUUUCGGGAUGUUUUGGGGGAGACGAGUGGUUCAAGCAGCGGGGAGGAAGAAACAUUUGGAGGGUUUGGUACAGCCACAGAGCACAGGAGAAUACAGAGUCCUCCAAGGACAUUGGAAGUUUAUCCCACACCACAGAAGAAGCCCAGAGGUCGACCCCCGCGGGCCCUGACUGCACAGAGAGGGGCCACCGGCACCCCACCCUCGUCCUUCUCUCCUGCUCAUGGGAAACCCGAGGGCCUGGUACGGCCUGUGGAGAAGGCAAAGCGGCUACCUGGGAGGCCGCCUGGCUCCGGAGAGAAGAGGAGGGGACGUCCUCCAGCCUCUGGCACCCAGAAGAGUUGGCAGCCCGGUAGUCAUGCAGCCAACGACAAUGACAGCGAGCAGGUGGGGCCGGAGCUCUGCCCCACAGCUGCUCACCGCAAGGACAUGGCCGAGGAGGAGACCGAGAGGAAGGGCUCCAAGAGAACGCCCCUGGGCUCUGUGCAGCAGCAGGAAGCAGACGUCAAGCUUCCCAGAGCCGGCCGCGAGUCCAAGGUAACCAAACUGAAGCGGCUACGUGAGGUCAAGCUUGGCCCGCUCAAGUCGCGGCUCAAGGCCAUCGCCAGGAAGAAUGCUCCGGUACCUGGCGUGCCCCGACGCAGGAGAGGAAGGCCUCCGUCGGCCGAGCGCCUCAAAGCCCAGGCCGCCGCCGCCCAAGCUUCCGUCUCCGAGGAAACCAAACAGAAGGCUUUCAGGGCCCGUCGGGAGAGGGACACGGGCCCCCGUUCUCCUCAACAGAGGUCUGAGCUCAGGGCGUCUGAGGAGGACGUCGGCCCCGACGUGCACGGUGCCUCGCCGCCCUCCACGCCCCCUGCCUCGGCCUCUCCCUCCAAGCUGGGAAGGCCGCUGGGCCUGAGAACCAGCCCUCGCCACGUCAAGCCCGUGCGGAUCGUCCCGCCCUCGAAGCGCACCGACGCGGCAAUCGCCAAGCAGCUGCUGCAGCGCGCCAAGAAAGGGGCUCAGAAAAAGAAACUGCUGGAGAAGGAGGCGGUGGCCAUCGGUGGCCCGGGGGCGGUGGGUGUGGAGGCGGGCAUCCGGAGGAGACGGAGGACACAGCUGAAGAACAUCAGGCAGUUCAUAAUGCCUGUGGUCAGCACCGUCUCACUGCGCAUCAUCAAAACCCCCAAGCGCUUCAUCGAGGAUGAGGGCAGCUUCGGCGCCCCGCCCCCUCACAUGAAGAUGGCGCGGUUGGACACCCCCCCGCCUGCUCCUGCAGCCACCCAGCCUGCCUCGGCAGCCUCCUCCCCCAUGCGGGCAUCCACAGCCGCUGUCUCAGCUACUGCCGCGGCUUCGGCCGACGCCCUGCCGCCGCCGCCGCCCCCGGCCCCCGUCACCCCCGGGGGCGCCACGGCCACGUCGGCCAGCCUUCUCAGCAACAACCGCGCUAGCAACGGCCGCUUCAGCAGCAGCGCUGCCUCGUGUGGCUCCAGCGCCGUGUCCCAGCACUCCUCGCAGCUCUCGUCGGGCGAGUCCUCCCGCUCCAGUAGCCCCAGCCUGGACGACUCGUCCUGCGACUCCCAGGCUUCGGAGGGCACGCAGGCCCUGUCGGAGCCCGAGGACGAGCGUGACGACGAGCGCGACCACUCCCCCUCCUCUCAGGGAGACAGGGAGGGGGGCAUGCUGUACUCUUCCAGGCCCCCGUCACCGCUGUCGGAGACAGAGCCAGAGCACGUGGUGCUAAUGAAGAGAGGGCGUGGAGGUCGGAGGGGGCAGGGCAUGAGAAGGGGCGGUCUGGGGGUCAGGGGCCGAGGAGGCCUGGCCGCCGGAGGGAAGAAGGCCAUCAUCAGCCCGGCCACGGGAGUGCUAAUGUCAAACUCCACCCUGGCUGGAUCUCAACAGGCCUCCUCCACCGCCUCCUCGUCCUCCUCCCCUCCGCCUCCCCCGCUCCUCAGCCCCCCACAACAGGCCCAGUCGGGCUCCAACACCGGGGAGCAUCACGGCCACUCCCCCUGGAUCCUGCCCCACACGAUCACCCCGUUCCUGCAGGGCCCGUCGCCGGUGCUGUCAAACGUGCCGGACAAGCGCCGGUCCAUCCUGAGAGAGCCCACCUUCCGCUGGACGUCUCUGUCACGCACCGAGCAGCAAUACUUCUCCUCCGCCAAGUACGCCAAGGAGGGCCUCAUCCGCAAGCCCGUCUUCGACAACUUCCGCCCUCCGCCUCUCACGGCCCAAGACGUGGGCUUAAUGCCCCAUGGAGCUGGAGGGGUCGCCCCGGCGGGUUACCCCGCGGCAGGCGGCGGGGGCGGCGGGUCGGGGGCAGGUACUUGUCUGUUCUCGCCACUCCAUCACCACCACCCGCAGCACCACUCUUCCCGCUUUGAGACGCCCCUGCAGAAGCGAAGCCCCCUGCUGCGCGCCCCGCGCUUCACUCCCAGCGAGGCGCACUCGCGCAUCUUCGAGUCGGUCACACUGCAGUCCUCGUCAGGCAGUAGCCCGGGCUCGCUGUCGCCCCUCCAGUCCUCCCCGAAGUCGGGCCGGUCACUGAGGCGCAGGAGGAGGCGCACGCCGGGGCCUCUGCGCGGUCAUCCCCGCUCCCCCUCGCACUCCAUGACCACACGGAGCAGCCAGCCAGGCGUGCCUCAGGGGAAAGGCUCCUCUGAAGCACCUGUCCCGACGGGCUCGGCCUCCGCCAGCAGCACCAGUAACUCGUCCAGCUCUCUGCCUGGGGUGUCGGUCAGCUCUCUGUCCACUAGUGCCUUAACUCCCGCUCCUUUCAGCACCUUCACACCCGGCGCCCUUGGGCUCCCCACCCACGGGCCUUCCCCCGACGGACGCAGGGCGGCCGGGAACGUGGGUGGCAGCUCCGCCUCCUCGUCCUCCUCUUCCCAACGCUUCCCUCUGUUGGCUUCCAGCCCCCAGGAGCCUGGCCGUAGUGCCGGGAAAGCUGGGAGGGAUAGGAUGGCCCCUGCUUCCCAGGACCCCGCUCCCAUCAAGGAAAAAGAACGGGAGACGGAGAAAAGCAGAGAGCGUGAGAAGGAGAACAAAAGGGAAGGGCGGAAGGAUUGGGAGAGGAGGGGGAAGGUGUCCACUCCGGACGCGUCUCCCAAUACGACCCCCAGCCUGUUUGCUGUGGAGAGGAGGGACGGUGAGGAGGCUCUGGCCUCUCUCGCUCCUAAAAAGACACCCGGGAGGAAGAAGUCUGUGUCGGUGGACUCGGGCGCCGAAAAUGCUCCUGCUGACAGGCCUUCAGUUCAGUCUUCUACGUCCCCAAUCCUGACCAAGAGCCGUCUGUCCAAAAAGGGCCGGCCCUUGGAGAGGGGAUCAGAGGCUGAGCUCGCGGAGAAGGAGAAGACGAGUGCCGCCGCUCCACAGACGGGCGUUCCGUCGGGGCAGACGGGCAACAGGCAGGCCCCAGCGGCCCCGUCCCUGGGCUCCAUGCUGGCACAAGCCGAGAAGCAGCCCGUGGCUGACAAGCGAGUGGUGGGCCUGCUGAAGAAGGCCAAAGCACAGCUGUUCAAGAUUGAGAAGAGCAAGUCACUCAAGUCUCCGGACCAGCCUAAAGUUCAGCAGAGCCAAGAGAGUGACUCGUCAGAGACGUCGGUCCGCGGGCCACGCAUCAAACACGUUUGUCGCCGCGCCGCCGUGGCCCUGGGCCGCAACCGUGCCGUGUUCCCAGACGACAUGCCCACUCUCAGUGCCUUGCCGUGGGAGGAAAGAGAAAAGAUUCUGUCUUCCAUGGGGAACGAUGACAAAUCAUCGGUAGCGGGCUCGGAAGAGGCGGAGCCCCAGUCCCCGCCCAUCAAGCCGGUUGCCAGGCACACCAAGACCAUUCAGGAGGGAGGGACAGCACCCAGGAAGGGCCGGCGGUCGCGGCGCUGCGGGCAGUGUCCCGGCUGCCAGGUCCCUGAGGACUGCGGCGUCUGCACCAACUGCCUGGACAAGCCCAAGUUUGGAGGCCGCAAUAUCAAGAAGCAGUGCUGCAAGGUCCGAAAGUGUCAGAACUUGCAGUGGAUGCCGUCCAAGAUGUUUCUCCAGAAGACGGCGAAAGGCAAGAAAGACAAAAAGAAGAACAAGGGUCCAACAAGCUCGGAGUCCAGUGUCAAACCGAGCCCGCCCCCUUUGAAGGAGGAGCCCCCUCGCAAAAAGAGCGAAACGCCACCCCCGAGGACAGUCGAGGAGAAACAAAAACAGCUGCUGCCACAGACCCUUCCGUCGGAAGACCCCACCCUCGCAAACGACCAGCUCCCAGAAGCCCCUGGUUGUGUCCUCGUCCCUGGGCAAGACUCCGCUCCGCCCGCAAACACGUCCACUGGGUCGGCCAGUAGGAAGGAGCGCAAACCACCGCAGCCCGCCCCCCCAUCUUCCUCGUCCUCCUCGUCCCAGUGUGUGUCCUCCCCACCCCAAUCCCAGCAGCCCUUGCAGCAGCCCUCACAGGGGCUCCUGCUCACGGAGACCAGGAAGAAGCCGCCGCAGCAGAUCUUGGCCACGGCCAUUAGCGCUGCAGCGCCUGAAGGGAAACACGUGAAGAAGCAGACUUCUCGCACUGUCCUGGCACCAUCUAAAUCCAAACCAAAAGACAAGCAUGAGAAACCGCUGGCCACCAAACCUGAGAGCAGUACUUUAAACUUGCUGAGCACUCCCUCGACUGGGGGCACUGCCACGCAGAAAGCGCCCUGCGACGGAGUGCACAGAAUCAGAGUGGAUUUCAAGAAGGACCAUGAUGUGGAGAAUGUGUGGGCCACCGGAGGCCUUAGCGUCCUCACGUCGGUGCCGAUCGCUCCGCGGGUCGUCUGCUUCCUCUGUGCCAGCAGUGGCAAUGUUGAGUUUGUCUUCUGUCAGGUGUGCUGCGAGCCCUUCCAUCUUUUCUGCCUGGGUGAGACGGAGCGCCCCCUGGAGGAGCAGUGGGAGAACUGGUGUUGUCGCCGCUGCCGCUUCUGUCAGACCUGUGGACGCCAGCACCAUACAACUAAACAGCCGCUGCUUGAGUGUGACAAGUGCCGAAACAGCUAUCACCCCGAGUGCCUCGGACCCAGCCAUCCCAACAGACCCAGCAAGAAGAAACGAGUAUGGAUAUGCACCAAGUGUGUCCGCUGUAACAGUUGUGGGGCCACGAAACCCGGAAAGGCCUGGGACGCACAGUGGUCACAUGACUUCUCCCUCUGUCACGACUGUGCCAAACUCUUUGCUAAAGGUAAUUUCUGCCCCCUUUGCGAUAAAUGCUACGACGACGAUGACUAUGAGAGCAAGAUGAUGCAGUGUGGCCGAUGUGAACACUGGGUCCAUGCCAGGUGUGAAGACCUCACUGACGAUAUGUACGAGCUGCUGUCCAGUCUCCCGGAGAGCGUGGCCUACACCUGCACCCUGUGCACCGAGCGCCAGCCGGCCGAGUGGAGGACGGCCCUGGAGAAGGAGCUCCAGGGCUCCGUGCGCCAGGUCCUCACCGCCCUCCUCAACUCCCGCACCUCCACACACCUGCUCCGCUACAGACAGGCUGUGAUGAAGCCGCCUGAGUUGAACCCCGAGACGGAGGAAAGCUUACCCUCACGCCGCUCCCCCGAGGGGCCAGACCCCCCUGUCCUGACCGAGGUCAAGCCUCCGAACGACUCCCCCCUUGACCUGGAGUCAGUAGAGAAGAAGAUGGACGCCGGUCGGUACAAGUCUGUGCUGGAGUUCAGUGACGACAUGGUGAAGAUCAUCCAGACAGCCAUGAACUCAGACGGAGGGCAGCCAGAGAGCAGAAAGGCCAAUAGCAUGGUCAAGUCCUUCUUCAUCCGGCAAAUGGAGCGCGUGUUUCCCUGGUUCAAAGUCAAGGAGUCCAGGUUCUGGGAAACCCACAAGGUCUCCAGCAGCGGUGGACUCCUCCCCAACGCCGUGCUGCCCCCCUCCCUGGACCACAACUACGCCCAGUGGCAGAAGCGUGAGGAGAUCGCCCGUGCCGAACAGCCCCUGCUCAUGAAGAAAAUCAUCCCAGCCCCUCGGCCCAAGAUCCCAGGGGAGCCUGACUCCCCCACCUCCCUCCCUCCGCCUUCCCCUCUACUUCCUCCGCCACCCCUUCUGCUCCAUGACUUGAGCCGUGAGGACAGCCCCGAGCUGCUCCCGCCACCCGGCGUCAACGACAACCGCCAGUGUGUGCUGUGUCUCAAGUACGGCGACGAGAACACCAACGAGGGCGGACGGCUGCUGUACAUCGGCCAGAACGACUGGACCCAUGUCAACUGUGCCCUGUGGUCGGCAGAGGUGUUUGAGGAUGAUGACGGCGCCCUGAAAAACGUCCACAUGGCUGUGAUCCGGGGCAAACAGUUGCGCUGUGAGAACUGCCAGCGACCCGGGGCCACAGUGGGCUGCUGCCUGACCUCCUGCACAAGCAACUACCACUUCAUGUGCGCCCGGCAGAGGCACUGUGUCUUCCUGGAGGACAAGAAGGUCUACUGCCAACGCCACCGGGACCUCAUCAAAGGGGAGGUGGUGUCUGAGUCCGGCUUCGAGGUGUCCAGGAGGGUGCUCGUGGACCUGGAGGGGAUCAGCCUACGGAGGAAGUUUUUGACCGGCCUUGAGCCCGAUAACAUCCACAUGAUGAUAGGCUCAAUGACUAUCGACUGCCUUGGAAUACUGACCGAGCUCUCGGAUUGCAAGCACAAACUCUACCCCAUCGGCUACCAGUGUUCAAGGGUUUACUGGAGCACACUAGAUGCCCGCAAGCGCUGUGUCUACACCUGCCGGAUCCUGGUGUGCCGCCCCACUGGGGUAGAACCAGACACGAAGAGCGCUCUUCCAGAGGAGAACCGUACCAUCUCCCACAGUCCUCCUCCGUCCUCAGACAAAGUCCUGUCCCCGGCGCUGGAUCCGUUUGACUCCCCGACACCUUCGGACCGCCUGUCCCUGCUUCCCUCCAGUCCCAAGCCUCCCAAGGUAUACACGAGGAACCGGCACCCCAGCUACCCUCCGUGCCAGCGCUCCCCUCCGUGCCAGCGCUCCCCUCCGUGCCAGCGCUCCCCUCCGUGCCAGCGCUCCCCGGGCUCCAGGCCACUCCCAUCUCCAGGCGGCUCCUCCCAGUCCUCCCAUGAGGUGGUGACCGUGGGGGACCCCCUUCUGAACUCUGGCCUGAGGAGCAUCGGCUUGCGGCGCCACAGCACCUCCUCUAUCUCUCCCCAGCCCCGUCCUAAGGUAGUCUCGCCUCCACAGGCCGGGUCAGCAGCCGCCACGAACCAGCUGGCCCUGCUCUCUUCCGCCACCCCUACGCCGCCCCUCUCCUCUGCCUCUAGAGAUCUGGCCCUGAGGGACACUGAGCAGGGAAGGCCCCCUGCCAGUGUUCGAACCCAGAGCCGAUGGACUAGCUCUCUCAGCCCUCAACACAGCCGACACCACCACAGUGUCUCUGAGAAGAAGAUGGACAGUGGUAAAGAAGGAACGCCUGGGAAGCCGGCGGCGGGAGAGAACUCCAAACUUGCCCCAGUGUCCCCGGGGAUGGCAGGAGCGAGUCAGUCCUCCCCACAGCCAGGUACCGCUGUCCUGACUGGACACCAGAGGGGCAGCGGCUCCCAGUUGGAGAAGGGGAAACAGGCUGUGAAGGACCCUGACCUUUCAGCUGGCAUCACUCUCCUGUCCCGGCACCGUGUCACCACCACGCUGUCCAAGGAUCGAACUAAUAGCAGCACAGCCAAGGAGGGCAGCGUGGCCUCUGUGCCGGUCUUUAAAGACUCUGGUAAAUCGGGGUCUCCCCAGCCCCCGUUCCUCAAAAGUAGUGGGAGGAAGUCCCAAGACUAUCUGUCUGGGCCAGUCCCCGCUGCUGCCAUGAAGCCCCUGUGGUCUUCGGGGGCCUCCGCCGAGGAGGACAUAAUUAAACGGGGCUCCCAAGCCACCCCAGCAGUCCCCUCCAGUCACACUGCCCCCGCUACCAAAGACAAACACUCCAAAGUCCGUAACAUUAGUAGCCGAGAGGCUUCUAAAGAUAGGGAGAAGACUCCCCAGAACAGUAGCAAACAUCCCACGCUCAACAGUAACAACUCUAAAGGCACUGGUGGAAGCGCUCACUGUCAAAUCCCAACCUCUCAGAAUAGCAACAGCAAGCCUGUCGCCACUGGCAACAGCACCAAAGCCUCUGGCAAAGUGGACGGGGAAAAGCUGGAGAAUCAAGGAAGAGAGAGAUCCUCAAAGAACAACGAGCCGUUUUCCAGUCCUGAGAAGACAAACCGCUCUAGCUUGGAGGCCCUCCAGCAGCCCGGGCUAGCCUCUGAGAGAAGCCUAAGGGCGUCGCAGGUUCAAGCAAGAGCGACAGCCAGCGAAGCCGCCGCUGCCAGAGACAAAAAGCGGGCUAUAGUCAAGGCGGCCCUGGCGCCGCUGAAGAGCGACCCCAACGGGACCACAGCAGUAGGCACCUCCUCAGACUCCAACACCACCUCUUCCAUUUGUCCAGCCGGCAAGGUGAGGCCCCCCCACUGCAGGUCCUCCAGCUCGGCACUGUUUUCCUCCCCGUCAGCCAGCUCGGAGAGCUCUGAGUCGGAUAGCCCUCCGCCACACCCGGAGGGCUGCGGGGAGGAGCGCCUGCCCCCUCGCUGCAGAGAGGAUGAGGGGACUAGCGACAGGGACGACCAAGCCCUGCUGGAGGACGAGGGACGAGACGGGGACAAACAGCACGAGGACGACAGCGACGGCUCGGGCUCGGCCAAGCGGCGCUACCCGAGGCGCAGUGCCAGGGCACGCUCUAACAUGUUCUUCGGGCUGACGCCUUUCUAUGGGGUGCGCUCCUACGGCGAGGAGGACAUCCCCUUCUACAGCAGCAGCGGAGACGGGCCCAGCAAGAGGCGGGCAGGGGGGAGCAGGCGCUCUGCCGAAGGCCAGGUGGACGGCGCGGAUGACAUGAGUACCUCCUCCUCGGGGGACAGUGGAGCAGAAGAGGAUGGCAGGAACAAUCAGUGCUCUAAUAAAGAUCCAUAUUAUUACAACUUCACCCGGACCGUCAUCAACCCUGGCCCCGGGCUGCCCUCCAUAGAGGGGAUCGACCAGUGCCUCGGCAGGGGCUCCCAGCUCCAGCGCUUCCUGAAGGACAAUGCGGAGGAGGAGGAGAGGGUUGUUGACGUUGAAGGGGUUCCCUCUCUAAGCCUCCUGGGGCACCAGCAGAUCGGCCAACUGGACGGCGUUGACGACAGCUCAGAGAGCGACGCCAGCGCCAGCACCACGAGCACCACUGCCACGGCCACCGCAGCUUCCUCCUCCCACAAGGGCACAGGGAAGCGGAAGGGCAGGGAGAGGCACGCGGAGAAGCUGGAGCAUGACUCUGGGAAGGAGGGGGACAGUGGCAGCAGUGGGGGUGGCGGGAGUGGCGGGAGUGGCGGUACCGGCGGUAACAGCCGAGAUGGCAGGAAGAGCCAGAAGGACAACUCCCUCCCUCUGGUCGGGGUGAAGUCAUCCCAGGGGCCCGAUCCCCUGGAAGCCCAGCUGUCUCUCAGCACCGACCUGCUGAAGUCGGACUCGGACAACAACAACAGCGACGACUGCGGCAACAUCCUUCCCUCUGACAUCAUGGAGUUUGUCCUCAACACGCCCUCCAUGCAGGCCCUGGGGCAACAGCCGGAGACAGCCUCCUCAGAGUUCCUCUCUCCGGACGAGGGCUAUGGGGUGGAUGUGAACCGCCGCAAAGACAUCCUCUUUGAGGACUUCCCCCAGCCGCUACCCAGCGCUGAACCUGUGGAGAGCGGGGCAAGCACUUCCAUCUCUGUGGAAGAGCCCUACGGCCUACCCCUGGAGUUGCCCUCUGACCUAUCGGUCCUGACCACGCGCAGCCCCACAGUCAACAACCAGAACCACGCCGGGCUUAUCUCGGAGGGCUCGGAGCGCAGCAUGCUGUCAAUGGCAGCCUCGGAAGAGACCGCCACGGAGAAAGGAGGGGAGCACAAGCAGCGGAGGGGCGGGGCCAGCGUGUCCCCGGAGACCCAGCAGGAAGGACCGGGCGGGAGCCAAGAGUCACAAGGGAGAGAAGGUCACAUGACUCCGGAGCAGUUUGAACGCAUCACCAGUCCUGCCAUGGGCCAGGUGGUAGAAACGGGUAACCAGGAUAUGACCAGGAGCUCAGGGACCCCCGGUCUGCCCAGCUCCCCCACCCUGCCUCUCCAGGGACAGACAUACAUACCUGCUGCAGCUUCAGCCAGCCCCGGACCCUCGCAGAUGGCCAGCACGACUGUGCAGACCGCCUCUCAUUUAAAACCAGGCCCUGAUAAGCUCAUAGUGGUCAACCAGCAUCUGCAGCCCCUCUACGUCCUACAGACUCUUUCCAAUGGUGUCACUCAGAAGAUCCAGAUUGCCCCGUCGGUCAGCACCACAGGACUCACCCCCGGGAUUACUACCUCCCAGACAAUCUUUCCAGCUGGGGGAAAAGUUUUGGGCACUAUGCCCCAUCACCCUCAGAUACACGCCUUCACCAGCACCACUCAGACCGGCUUCCAGUCCGGCAUUCCCAGCACCACCUCCGGCCUCCUGAUCGGGGUGCCCUCCCAUGAGCCCCAGAUCCUGGUGACGGAGGCCGGGCGGAGGCACGACCUGGCCCCCAAUGUGACCAUUGUGUCAAGCACGUCCUCCAUCUCGACGUCGUCGGCAGCCCUCGCUUCUGGGCACGGCAAAAAGCGACCCAUCUCCCGUCUUCAGCCGCGGAAAACCAAGAAACUGGCCCGCUCCAGGAGCCAGCCCACCCUGGCCCCGUCUGAAGUGGGAACCAACAUGACUCUGAUCAACCUGUCCUCGCCCCAAAUGUCUCAGUCUGGACUGGUCGAGCUUGGCACCGUGACCACGGCGGCCACCACCACGUCUCACCGUAAAGUCCCUAACAUAAUCAAGAGACCCAAACCAGGAGUCAUGUACUUUGAGCCCACCACGCUGCUGCAGAAGAGGUUGCCUGUCACCAGCGGGCAGCCUGGCAUUCUCGGCCAUGAGUCCGCCCACCUGCUGCCCUGCACCGUCUCAGGGCUCAACACCAACCAGCCAGCCGUGCUGAACGUGGUGUCCAUGGCUCCGCCCAGUCGGCCUGGGGGCCUUAUUGCUCAAGGCUCCGUCUCCCUUGGCAACCCCAUGCUUAGUUCCACUGAGAUCACAGGACCCAUCAGCAGCCUUCUCUUCAAGGCCGGUCCGCACAACCUGAGCCUUCCAGACCAACAGAUGGUCCUCCACCCGGGAGCCCCUCUGAUGUCUCAGCUGGCUGGCCCCGUUCAGACCUCCAUCGCCAGCAGCAUUUGCGUGCUUCCCUCCCAUCCGACCAUCAGCAUGUCCGUCAGCCAACCAGUGGACCCAGAGGGCGGCGCCUUCCAACUGCAGCGGAGUCCAGUUGGCCGCAUGUUGACAGACAAGGCCGCCCCCCUCGAGGCCAGCCCAAACGCCCCCAGGCCACCUGUGGCUCUGGCCCCCAGCACAGUCCCACAGGACUCUGGUAGUGGACCGCUUGUCGGGCUGCUGACCCAGAGCUCCCACUCUCAAAGCUCACGGACCGUGCCUAUAUCCAGGUCCUCCUCGGAGCAGUCUGCUGCAGCAGCAACAUCAUCUGCCGGCGUGGGGAAAGGCAAGCAGAAAGUGAAGCGGAGUAGGCAGAGUCCGGACAAGGCCAGCGGAAAGAAGCACAAGGGCUGGCAGACAGAGCAGAGGGAUCAGGGGCCCUCCACGCCGGGGUCUAGAGAGCCAGUCUCCCCCGAACCCAUGGACACAGGCAAAUCCGGUGACAGGAGCACCAACAAGAGAUCUGGCGAACCUCCCGCACUAACGAGAAAAAGCGGCGAGCUCGCUGAGGAGAAAUACAAGACCAACCCCGGGUCUCUGGUGGUGGCCAACCCCGACCAGGAGGCUGGCCACAGGGAGUCCUCGCUGGACAGCAAACCCAAGAAAGGACUCAUCUUUGAAAUUUGCAGCGACGACGGCUUCCAGAUCCGCUGUGAGAGUAUUGAAGAGGCCUGGAAGUCCCUCACCGAUAAAGUCCAGGAGGCCCGCUCCAAUGCCAGACUCAAAGAGCUCUCAUUUGAAGGAGUGAACGGCCUCCGGAUGCUCGGUGUCCUCCAUGACGCUGUGGUCUACCUCCUGGAGCAGCUGUGCGGCUCCAGACACUGUCGUAACUACCGCUUCCGCUUCCACAAACCAGAGGAGGCGGAGGAGCCCCCGAUCAACCCCCACGGCUCGGCCCGUGCUGAGCUCCACCACAGGAGGUCUGUGUUUGACAUGUUCAACUUCCUGGCCUCCAAGCACCGCCAGCCUCCUGAGUACAACCCCCACGAGGAGGACGAGGAGGAGGUACGCCUCAAGUCGGCUCGCCGCGCCACCAGCAUGGACCUGCCCAUGGCUAUGAGGUUCCGCCACCUGAUCAGAACAUCCAAAGAGGCCGUGGGGGUCUACAGGUCAGCCAUACAUGGCCGAGGUCUGUUCUGCAAGAGGAACAUUGAUGGGGGUGAGAUGGUUAUCGAGUACUCCGGCAACGUUAUUCGUUCGGUCCUCACCGACAAGCGGGAGAAAUACUACGAUAGCAAGGGCGUUGGCUGCUACAUGUUCCGCAUCGACGACUACCAGGUGGUGGACGCCACCGUGCACGGCAACGCUGCCCGCUUCAUUAACCACUCGUGCGAGCCCAACUGUUACUCGCGUGUCAUCAGUGUGGAAGGCCAGAAGCAUAUCGUCAUCUUCGCCAUGCGCAAGAUCUACCGCGGCGAGGAGCUCACCUAUGACUACAAGUUCCCCAUCGAGGAGCCGGGCAAUAAGCUUCCGUGCAACUGCGGAGCCAAGAAAUGCCGCAAGUUCCUAAACUAGACGCCGCACCGCCAUGUGGCGUGUGGUUCUUCUAGCACUUUGGCGAAGCAGGGCCCACCAUGCACUGCCUAGUUUAAGACCAUAGUGACGCUUCCAGUACCUUCCUCUCUGGUUUUCAGCAGGCAGAGGGUGGGAUACAGGCUGAGGUAUAAAUGGGCAGGUCUCUGUUUUUUGGAAGGGACAUUUCUGAAAGAGAACACGUUGUUAUUGUGCCUCUUCGGUUCUUUAGUUUUCUUUUGAAUCGGAUGGAUUUAGACCGUUAGAAGUGAGAGGAAAUGGUAACUGUCUAAAGGGGGGAAGUUUCAUUCUGGAUUUUAAUAUCACCUCACCUUAUUUUUAUAGAGUUGAUAUCUGAAGUCUGUGAGCAUAGAAUCCAUUCAUUAUGUUCAGAGAAAAAGAAAAUAAUUGCCACCUGGUUAGAGUUCCAUUUUACACACCAAAGUGCAAUUUGGGGAAGGGAAGUUUCUCCGCAUUUUAGACGAAAGAAUGAGGACGUAAUAUAAUUGAUUAGAGGACACUUUUCUCUUGGCCUCAUUUGUUAAUACACAUCUUCCGGUUGGAAUGUGCAUUGUUUGCAGCGUUCAGAGUAUCCAAGGCAAGUGAGGGCUAGGCAACCUCUCCUGGACUGCCACAAGUGUUUCAGAAAUGUUUUCCAACUAGGAUACCACAACUGACCCAGCUAAUCGAUCAGUAAAGGAAUUGUUUAAAUUCCCCCUCCCGAAAAAUGUGACGGUCAGUUUAAACAAACAAAGGAUAGAUGGCCUGCGACACUCUAGGACUAUGGUUGCCUAGGCCUGACAUAAUGCUUUGCUUGGACUACUUUGGAUUUUUUUUUUUUUUACUUUUCGCUGUGUGUUUGAAGCCACUGUAAAUAGUUCUUAUGCCUGUCCAGAGCAACACGUUGCAGGAUGUUAGGAAGUGAAGCACUAGAGGGAGCCGACGUCAAAGUGAUAGAAGGAAAGAAGCCCGUAGAUUCUUUUCCUGUGUUGUCAUUGGUAACGAGUGUACUUCUGCUGAGUUGUUGUCGGACAAAGUAUUGGUUGGUGGUCGUCAGAUAAAGUCCUGGCCGUGACUAGCAAGCUCGGCUGAGAUUCUGGUGGACUGACAGCUGUGGGACGAGGUCUUUUUUUUUAUUUGUUUUUUUGCUAGGUUAAUACUGUUGGUUUUGUAUUGGAAAAUGACAAAGGCAGAGCCUUCGAUUUAUAACACAGGUAUGUGGAAUGUUAUGUCUUUGGAAAUGUUGGUUAGAACAGAGUCUGGAAUUGGGCUUCAGCAAUGAGAACCAAAUUUCAUCCCCUGAAUCAGAUUUUCCCUGAUCCCAUUUGAAGACUGAGAUUGUUCCUAUCUUAGUGUAUUUCAUUGCGUUGAAAUGUUUUUUUUUUGUUUUUUUUACUGAGUUAUUUGAAGUCUUGUCACCCUCUCUUUUGCUUCAGGCAAAGAAAUAUCAUGCUUGCUUUGAAAAAAUGUAUAUAAUAUGUAUAUUUUUCUAUACAAACGACUGAAAAGCACUCACUAGUGAAUAGCACUUAAUGAUGGUAUUUAUAUUUUUUAAAAAUCGUAUUUAUUUUAUUGCCAUUUUUGUAGGAAAUAGAGGUUUACAAACACUAAUGCUUGGUCUCUACAUUUUAUUCGAGCUGCCUUUUUAAAGCCAAUUUUUUUUUCUGUCAUUUUAUUUGUAGCCUGAAUGUUUCUUUUUAAUUCCAAAGACUGAAGCUUUCGUUGUUGCUUCCCGCCAAGCACCAGUCCACCAGUAGCUCUGUUCGCCAAUCUGAGUCAAUCAAGGACAUUUCCAAUGACGGUUAACAGCAUGCUGUUGUUAUUAUAUGCACUUGAGGGUUGCUGAUCUUUUAGAAUAGCUGUCUUCUAUCUCCUUUUUCCAGCCUUAAUUCCACAUGUCACGCAAUCCCUAGGCCGGUCAUUGAGAUCUGGUUUUCUCUGCAAACGUCAUUUGUUCGCGUUAAGCUUUUUUUCGGUGUAUUGCGUUGUAUGUUUGACUUUCUCCCUUCCGUGACUGAAGUUAGCUGUAACAUGGUUAACCCUUAUAGCCAAAUCAGUGCUCCAACAUGCCCCAUAAAUGUGUCCCCCGCUGGGUUCUUCUGUCAGAAGGUGGUGCCUUUAUUGAUAUUGUUAACGUUUAUCUUUUCUUUUUUUUUACUUGACUCCCUUGUUAAGUACCGCAUUUGUUUUUGAGCAAGGGUAGACAACUAGCUUCAUCAGUGGAGGGAUUUUUCUUUUUUUUUUUU